Messenger RNA from Durio zibethinus, 974 nucleotides. RefSeq lists its product as uncharacterized. NCBI's taxonomy places the organism in Eukaryota, Viridiplantae, Streptophyta, Magnoliopsida, Malvales, Malvaceae. The record is from RefSeq and is a predicted model, not a curated record.
GUUUUGUGGUUUAAUUAAUAAUUCUCUGUCAGAGACAAAAGCUAUUAUUGCUAGCUGCUUACAACUAACCAGAGUAGUAGGAAAAUGGGGAAUAGCCUGGGUAGGAAAAAGACUACCAAGGUCAUGAAGAUAAACGGGGAAACAUUCAAGUUGAAGACCCCGGUGAAAGCUGAAGAGGUGGUGAAAGAUUAUCCAGGACAUGUUUUGCUAGAAUCGGAAGCUGUUAAGCAUUUUGGUAUUCGAGCUAAGCCUUUGCAGCCACAUCAGAACUUGGUGCCCAAGAGGCUUUACUUCUUGGUAGUGUUGCCAGAAGCUCCCAAAGAACGAGUUCCAAGAAAGGUUUGGUCGGGUAUAAACAUGAGUGCUAAAGACAGGCUCGAGAGCCUGAUGCUGUCGAGGAGGUCUGUAUCUGAUCUCACACUCAUGAAACCAAAAAGUGUAACACCCGAGGAGUCUGAAGAAGAAGGAGGGUCUAAGAGUGGAGCAAUGAGGGUAAAGAUGAGGCUAUCCAAGGCAGAAGUGGACAGGUUGAUGAAAGAAAGCAAAAAUGAGGCAGAGGCAGCAGAGAAAAUCAUGCAACUUUGCAUGGCAAAUACCAGAAACAGCCCACGUGAAGCUACGCAGAAUGGAAAGGAUGGCAUGUUUAUGCAGCAACAAGUGCAUUGGAAGGGUAGCCAUGGAAGUGACGUCGGAGCAGGUAUGAAGGCCCGUGAGAAAAGGGUGAGCUUCAUGCCAAUCAAUGAAGGAGGGAGCCAAAUAGCAGUUAGUUCUUAACAAAUCCAAAGACGAGAAAUUACGUAUUCUAAAUAAAUAAGAGCAAAUUAAGCAAUGGAAGAAGUUUCAUAUAUACUCCAUAGUCGUUUUUCCACAUCCUCUCCUAGCUUGAUCAGUUGUUUUUGUGUACAUACAACAAAUUUAGCUACUUUCAAGCUUUUUAGGGAAUUUAUGAAAGAGCUUAGAAUGAGAGAUGUAAC